Molecule: messenger RNA, 1250 nt
Organism: Monodelphis domestica (gray short-tailed opossum)
Lineage: Eukaryota; Metazoa; Chordata; Mammalia; Didelphimorphia; Didelphidae
Source: RefSeq, a predicted model, not a curated record
ACUGAGCUAAGGUAAGCGCGGGGCGAGGAGGUACCAGCGCCAGACGAGGACGAAUCGAGCGUCACCGCCACCACCACCACCACCACCACCGCCGCUGCCUUCGCCUUCAGAUCAUCGGGACCAGCCAUCUCUGCCGCCUCCGUCGCAUCGCCCCCCCCCACCCCGCUCUGAUGGCGACUCCCGAGGAUUCUCAGGAGCAUGAUUCGACCAGCGAGGGCAUGGAUGAUAGCAACCAUGAUCCCCAGUUUGAGCCCAUUGUCUCUCUGCCUGAGCAGGAGAUUAAGACCCUGGAGGAAGAUGAAGAAGAGCUCUUUAAGAUGCGAGCAAAGCUGUUCCGAUUUGCAUCUGAGAAUGACCUUCCAGAGUGGAAAGAGCGAGGGACAGGUGAUGUGAAGCUACUGAAACACAAGGAGAAAGGGACGAUUCGCCUCCUCAUGAGGCGGGACAAGACUCUGAAGAUCUGUGCGAAUCACUAUAUAACCCCCCUGAUGGAGCUGAAGCCCAAUGCAGGCAGUGACAGGGCUUGGGUUUGGAACACACAUGCUGACUUUGCCGAUGAAAGUCCAAAGCCAGAGCUGCUGGCCAUCCGAUUCCUGAAUGCAGAAAAUGCCCAGAAGUUUAAGGCAAAAUUCGAAGAAUGCAAGAAGGAGCUAAAAAACCAAGAAAAUAAAGUAAAAAAUGAAGAACCAAAAAUAGAACCAAAAGAAGAAUCUGUAGAACCGAAAGAAGAACCAAAAGAAGAAUCGAAAGAAGAGAAAGCAGGAAUAGUCAAAGAGAGAAGUUCUGACCAAAUGGCUGAGAAGUUAGAGGCACUCUCAGUGAAGGAUGGUGACCCAGAGUCUAACCAAGAGAUCCAGGUGCAGGAGGCGGCGCUUGAGACCCAGGAGGCCCAAGAGAGCCAGGAGGACCAAGAGGAACAGGAGCCCGAGGCCCAGGAUAAGGACACUGAGCUGCAAUAAGUCAUCUCACCAUGGGCCUCACAUUCUUUCCUAAUUUUUUCCUUUUAUUUUCUUUAUUUUUGUUCAUUUUUGGUUUUGUUUUGUUUUGUUUUUUUUACAAGGGACUUUAUAUAAAGAACUGAAUUCUAGCCUCCAGGUUGUUUUCUAAGCUUUUACCCUUUUGAAGAUGUCUUCUUCUUCAGCAGACCCAUUCCCCAGUCCAAUGUACUGCGCUCAUGCCAUUCUUUUCCAUAGUGGAAACACUUAUUUAUAGUCCAUCCAAAAGAGUGAAUAAAACAUUUCAAAGCUGCA